Molecule: messenger RNA, 387 nt
Organism: Lucilia sericata (common green bottle fly)
Lineage: Eukaryota; Metazoa; Arthropoda; Insecta; Diptera; Calliphoridae
Exons: 2
Coding region: 55-387 (110 amino acids)
Source: RefSeq, a predicted model, not a curated record
AUUCAAUAUAGGGGGUAUGCCGCCCGUUCUAAAACAAAGUCAGGACAGGGCACAAUGGAAAUGCCUAAAUGGAAAUAUUUUAAUGCUAUGGCUUUCGUAGGCCGAGCCGAGGAUCACCAAACACAACCAACAAUUUCCAAUUUAAAUAUUGCCCAUGGUACCGAUAAUAAUAUUGAUAGCGACACCCCCACUACGUCAACACCACCAUUAUCUACCCCAACAAUUACCCGUCGCACACAACCCUCAAAUCAACAAUCGGCAGCAACACAAAUUGCAGAAACAAUGCGUGAUGCGGUUAAUGUAAUGAAAGAGCGUAAAGAAAAUGCAUCAGACCCAAAUACGUCUUUCGCUAAUUACAUUCUAAGCGAGUUUAAAAACUUUAAAUAG